AUGAUUCAGAUAUGCCGUGCGGAAGACGGCGAAUCAUAUCAGGUCAAUGCUAACUUACGAGACAUUGAGAGGCGAGGAAGCCUCGAGGCCUUUUUGCACCAAGAGACGGGUGUUGAUCAGGACGCCAUCUUGGCAUACCUUUCGGAUGGCACACGCUUGCGUACUGACAACGUUCGUGAGCUAGUGGGUGCCCAUGACCAGACUAUUUAUGUUUUCAACAAGUAUUAUCUGGAUUUUGACUUGAACGAUGUGCUUCACGAGCUGAGGGUCACUCCGCUAUUACAACCACCGAUUGAAGAGUCAAUCUCUACAACACCUCCCUAUCGUCCCUCACAACUCGCUGCAUCUUACCUCCGCACAACGCAUACUCACCUCGAACACAUCGUACAUACAGCGGCCACCCUCCACCGCCAACAUCAAGCAGCACGAAUUGCAUGCAGCAGCCUCGAACUGAAUGUCCUCGCUAUAGCCGACGUGUUCGAUGGUAUCGCUAUGACGGCCCGUAAGGACCUCGAGCGCCAGGCUGCGCUCCUUGCAGGUCUGGAUGCGGACCUGGAAAUCAUAAGUCGCGUGAGGAUACAUGUUGAGUUUAUGUCGCCUGCUGUGAGAAAUGCGAUUGAAAAUGGAGAACGGCCGAGGACGUUGGGUGAUUAUGUAUCGAAUGUGAAGAUGAGGCAGGUCGCCGACGCGUGUGCGAGGACGCAUGAGGAGCUUCGGACACAAUUUCAAGACGCUGAGAAGUCAGCGGCCAGGUUAACAAAUGGAACUGAUACUGUGCGCGCAACAGUCGCAAAUACCCAAAUUCUGGAGGGUGCGGAUGCCUCAUGUCGCCGGGCUCAGGAGAUUGUAGAAAAGGCGUCGGAUGUUGCAGCAGCUCUCGAGAGUCCUGCCACGGACCCAGAUAACCUUCUUCGUGAGCUGAAACAUCUCGAUGCUGCACUGCGAAACGAAGUACGAGACGUGACGAAAGCCAAGAACGCUUAUACCGAACAAUGUAUAGGUGUCCUUCGGCAAAUCAGCGCCUUGAAUAUCGACAUCGUGCAGUUACCGACGACGCUUUCUAACCUGCAAGGUAAAUUCAGGGCAAAGAAUAGCUUCUCGCACAUACAGAGGCUUCACAAUAUGCUGUAUGCAUAUGGCGCCACUGUAGUUGAGAUCGUACGACGCAAGGAGUUUGCUCACUUUUUCUAUCAGCGAGCGCAAAGCAUUUUAGAAGUAAUGGCCAAGCUGUCUGCAAGUGAGCGGAAGCGUCGACAGGUAUACAGGGGGGAAGUGCACGGCCAACUACCCUUCGAUACAAAGGGAAUGGAUGAUGCUGUACCGACCAUCGACUUCUCUCCUUCUGGUAGCAAAGAGCCGUCGUAUUCGUUGAACAGAGAAGACAUUGAUGCGCUGCUUCAAGUCCUGAACGAUCUGGAGUCCUGGUCGCGGUCAGGUUCAGACCCUGCGGCAAUGGGCUCAGUGCAUGAGGCGAGAAUUGCAGUGGAUAAGCUCAUUGCUAAGAUGGACAACCUGGAGGCUGGAUUCGACCGUAUUGCUGAACGUUCUUUGCUUUCGGCGUCACGAUUGUCAUCGUCACGCAGAAGGCUAACAGAAGCGGACGAACAAGCAUUUCAGGAAUUGGCUGAGCAACUGCGUGAAACGCAAGCAGCCCAGGCAAACCAGGAAAAGUUGAUACAGCAAGAGCGGAUGGCCUUGCAGGCUGAAAUCCAUCGAGUCCAUAGCGACCUUCAGGCUACUGAACUCACAUCUCAUUCCGAGAGGGAACGCGCGGAUGUACUGGAGCGCGAGCUGCACCAAGCCAAAGCGCAGAUUGAAAGCGAAGCUGCAGCCCGACGAAUACUGGAGCGCCGUAACUUGGAGUUGGCCGAAGAUCUCGAAAAAGAGCGGCGAGAACGUGUUCUAGCACUCGCUGAUGCGACGGAACAGACACGUAUGGUCGAAGUCAUGAGGCAGGACUUAUCACAGGUCCGUUCGCAAGCGGACGAAGUGAAAGCACUGGAAGCUAGGAACGCGUUAAAAGUUGCUCAGCUGGUCGAGGAGCAAGCAACCACUCUGCGGAACUUGGAAGCGGCACGUGCCAGAGGGGAAGAUAUGGAGACCCAGAUCCAAACCGCUCGCUCUGAAUGCGAGGAGGUGAACAGAGCGCUAAAGAUUUCCAACAUGGAGAAAGAUAGAUUACUUCGGUUGCAGGCUAACGAGCACGAUCGCAUCAUGCGGGAUCACAUUGCUGAAGCUGAUGGCGACCGGGCUGUUCUCGAGCACCAAUUCUCGGAGCUCAGAGCACAGCUUGAAGAUACUGAACGGCAACUGAAGGAGGCACGCUCACAAACCGAGUUAACAAACGCAGACGCCAUGGGUUUGCGUGAGGAACUUCAACGGGUUGAGCAUGAGCUUCGGGAGGCAAGGCACGUAGAGAGGAUUCUCCGAGAUGACUUGACAGCUGGACGAGCUUCCCAAUCUGACUACGAGCAUCGAUUGGAAAACAGUGGUCGCCUGGUUGCUCAAAUGCUCGACGUCGCGAUUGCUUUCCGAAACUCUCAUUGCAAGACGCUUUCUCUUGUGCACAAUCUCACCAGUCACCCCAGUUCGUCAAAGCAGGCACAGCCACUGGCCGAAUCUGCAUUUAUGCCCACCCAACGGCAUGGGCAUAGUGCUGGUGCACAAACCGACGAGCCCUCUCCGAUUGAUCCAUCAGAUCUUCUGGGUGCCCUGGAAUCAUUACGCGCCUUCGAUCAUGAUCAUUUCUUGGAAGCAGUGGCCAGAACGGGUUCCAUUAUCCGGAAGUGGCAGAAGCAAUGCAAGGAAUAUCGAGAACGCGCGAAGGGCAAGAUUUCUUUCCGCAAUUUCGCCAAAGGGGAUUUAGCACUGUUCCUUCCGACUAGGAAUUCUAUUUCAAAGCCUUGGGCGGCAUUUAACGUUUCAUUUCCGCAUUACUUCCUUUUGGCCACUGGCCACCUCGCCGAGCAGCUGAAAACGAGAGAAUGGAUAGUGGCGCGGAUAACAUCCAUAACAGAACGUGUUGUCGACAGCAAGGACCCCUCCAGCAAUCCAUAUGGUUUAGGCGACGGUGUAAAGUACUACAUGUUGGAAGUGGAGGACUGGACUCAAGCAGGUCAGAUGAAUAAGCGGAGACCUGCUGUCAGAAAGGUUUCAGCGUUAUCGGAUCCUGAAACGGACCGCAAGACAAGCUCAGAUCCGCCCGAACCUCCUCCUAGCAAACCGCCAGCGCCACCCCAAUCUGAAUUUGAGAGUGCUUUCAGUGUUACCCAGCCUCCUACAUCAUCGUCCUUCCCCAUCAGGGCAAGAGCAAACUCCACACCAGUCACUGGUCCGUCUUCAUUGUCUCGUCUACUUGCUCAAGCCCCGUCUGAGAGCCUACUGGAAACUAUUGCACCGUCACGGGAUGCCUCUCCCCCCACUACCCCUCCGCCACCGUCUCUCCCUUCACCGCCUCCACAACAAAUUGAUUUGAAUGCACAACAGCCUGCGUCAUUAACUCAUCCUCCACAUGUAUCAUCUCCACUGCGCCCAGGUUCGCGCGCAUCCCGCGGUUCCUCGUCCUCUAGGUUCUCCGCGGUGCGGCUUCCGCCACUUGCAUCUGCAUCUGCUUCUCCCGCUACUGUGAAAGCAGUGGCUACUACCGCUGUGACGGAACACGAUCCAUCCUCUAUCUCUCCUCCACACGAAUUUUCAGCCAGUAGAGAACCGCCCUCCCCGCAAGGCUCAUUGUCCGAAGGGAUGACCAGUAUCUUUCUUCACAGACACCGAACUACUUCUCACCAUGUCCCCCGAUCCUCGCCAUUGGCGUCUAGUAAUUUCUCAGGCGCACCUUCUAUAUCCGCUACUAGCACCCUUGCGAGCUUGGCCAGCAAUUUCGGGGUGCCUUUCGGGAGAAGAAAGAAGGUCGACAUGCCUACCCCCAUCAUGGAGAGUGGGCCUAUCCGUGAUCAAGCCGGGGGAAGUGAGGUAUCAGCCAGUGAAAUGCUAAGACGGUUUUAG
Molecule: messenger RNA, 4002 nt
Organism: Suillus paluster
Lineage: Eukaryota; Fungi; Basidiomycota; Agaricomycetes; Boletales; Suillaceae
Product: putative peripheral membrane protein
Exons: 16
Coding region: 1-4002 (1333 amino acids)
Biological process (GO): autophagy of mitochondrion; reticulophagy; autophagosome assembly
Cellular component (GO): phagophore assembly site membrane; Atg1/ULK1 kinase complex; extrinsic component of membrane
Molecular function (GO): protein kinase binding; molecular adaptor activity
Source: RefSeq, a predicted model, not a curated record